UUUAACGCGCCAUUCCCGCCGUCACCGCCGCCGCCGCCGCCGCCGCCGCCGCCAUGUCGCCGCUCGCCCGCUCGCUGCUCGCGCUCGCCGCGCUGCUCGCCGCCGCCGACGCCGAGCCAAACCCUUUUUGUGAUAGCCUGGAUUUGGGAAGAGAUUAUGGCUUUCCAUUGAGUAACUACCAGAAAUUUACGCUAACUGUUGCCGGUGGCAAAGUCGUCAUUCCUGAUAAAUGUUCCAGACCAGGAAACAAAAUAGUCGGCGAGUCUAUCAGCGUAUGUAACACGCCAAACUCAAAGCCCAUAAUCAUGCCAGCGUUGCAGACACAGUAUCAUUUCAAACCGAACUUCGCUCUGGUGGAUAUCAGGUGCCCACGCGAUGUCGCUGGCUGCGAUCGGCUCAAGGUUGAAAUCUGGCAGUUUUGCGAAAUGGUGACAGCACCUCAAUGAGCACGGAAAUCCUUCCGUCUAACCACCUAAUAUUUUCCUAUUCACACUCCCGUGUACUAUUUCCUUAAUUUUUAUUUCGCCCUUGCAGAUUUGUAACCUGUCGAUUGUAAUAAGAAAAUUUUUUAAGGUGGUGUGUUAGAGGGUUCUUAAUCAAUAAAUUAAAUAAUAAA
This is a messenger RNA of Leguminivora glycinivorella, 616 nucleotides long. RefSeq lists its product as uncharacterized. Lineage: Eukaryota; Metazoa; Arthropoda; Insecta; Lepidoptera; Tortricidae. The coding region runs from base 54 to 446 and encodes 130 amino acids. The record is from RefSeq and is a predicted model, not a curated record. The transcript has 3 exons.